UUCCUGACAUUUUUUGGCUUGCUCAACUUUUACCUGUACACCAUGGCAUUUGUAUAUUCCCCAUCCAAAAACGCUUUAUAUGGUAAGCAAGUUGGCUUAGACGUUUUACUUACAACAGCAUAGGUAAUACCGUACGAAACGUUUUCACAUGACGUCACGGCGGCCGUAUUUGUGUGAAAAGUAAUGAAACGGCGGUGAUGUUUGUUUACCAAAAAAUCCUGUGAGGAUUGAAAUCUUUUCUCAUGCAAAAACUUUUUUGUUCCAAGAAGUUUGCAUAGCUGUUGACCACGUGAAUGAAAACGAUUUAUGUUGUCUAUAUGUAACAACCCUCGUUGGGAGUUUGAAAUGGUAAUUCCCCUUCGUAUAUAAGCCUCAGAAUGUAAGAACCUCAAAGAAACCCUUUGAAAAUUGUAAGCCAGCGGGGCUUAAUUUCGGUAUUUUAAGGUAUUUGUGCUUUAAUCUCAGUGCUCGACUGCAAAGUUCAAAAGCUAAGAGCGUUCAGCUCAGCCUCUUGUUGGCUCAAGAAUGGUAAUGCACAUAGAUUCGUCAUAUUUUCGCUUGGCUUGUUUUAACGAUCUCCCGACUAUCUGAGAGUCUGGUACGGGCUACACUCAGAUUAACUUGUAAUCUUUUUGGUUUGUUGGGUUUCAGAGUCGUAUUUCCGUGAUCAUUCCUCGUUUUCAAUGCUGAAUGAAUCUGAAGAUGAGGAUAAUAUAUACAGGUGAGAAGUCUGCCCUUACAACUCAAAAAAUAAAAGAAGAUAUAGGGGGAAAUUUCUUUGUUGGCAAACCUUGUUUGUGUCCUAAGGGUGUACCUUGGUUCCAGAGGUUUUUGAAAGGAGAAAGAAAACCUCUACAACUAGUGUACCAAUGGCGAUGUAUGCCUUGGUUAUUGAGCGCUUUUAUUUUCUGUUCUCUUUGCUCGUUCAACACUUCGGAAGUGCUAGCCUCUGGCAUGAGACCAUUCAUUAUCAAUUAAAUAUAGACAGAGAAUGUAUAUCUGCUAAACAUCCAUGGCAAGGCUUCCCGAGGGGGGCGGGGAGGGUGGUUAUCGUAUAAAAAUGACGGGGAUCCUCGUCGGAAAAUUAAACAUCUAAAGGGGACCAAUCUGGGUCUAGGCUAAAAAAUCAUCCGUCCCUUCACCCCCCUCCCCAACCCCAUGCACCAGGAUUCAGACAAUUCUGGGUGUGGAACAGGCCUUUAUUUGACCACCAAAGGAGACCAUACUUCAACACAGUAUGGCGGCUGUUUUCAUUUUAAUUUCGGAAUUUCUUUACGCCCAACUCAACGCGCUACCCCUAAGAAAGACGACAAGCGUCCCCGUCGUUAGGGACUAAAAGAACGAAAAUUUACGUUUUAAGCGACGUUUUCGCUGCCGUUGCGUCGCGUCCUUGGGAUUUCCUGGUGAUGCGGUAGCGGAAAGUGUUAUAAUAAAUAUAUAUGUCAGAAAUAUUUUUACAUUUUGUAUCAUUUUUCAUUUCAGCUCUCAUGUCGAAAAAGGCCAAAUCGCAAGCAGUGACGAGGAAUACUAACGCUACUUAUAACAUGGAAGGAAUUGAGGCCAUUUCACCCGAACUAUAGUCGAUUCGCUCGAUUAGUAGAUUAUUUCAAAAACUGCUCAACAGGUCUAAAAACAAGUGAAAAACACUCCUAUCUGUAGUAAUAUUCAUUAUCGUUGCGGUACGUGGUAGAAAGUAUAGCCAACUCGACCUUUGACUUGUCUAUUCAAGAACGAGAAUCACAAACGCAGUUGAAGGUUGUUUUCAGACGUAAAGUAAUUAGGCUUCCUUACAAGUCCAUUUGACAGUGUAUUCUAGUGAAGCCUUCGUUUCAAUGGUCACCAUUCACUCAAUAGUGACAUUGGGCGAAUCGACGUUGUUGGGGGCGAAUCAAUCGGCUUCCAAUGGAAGCCGGUCGUGUUUUGUAUCUCACAUUAGUUUGUUUGGAGGGUUAGGAGGUCUGGAAAGAAGAGGAGAGGGGCUGGAAUAGAGAGAAGAAGUCGUUACGUCAUGUAACCAUGGAAACAGAAUUUCUGGAUCGCAACAAACCGUGCUUCUGCAAGUACGGCAUAAAAAAAAGAAACGAAAAAAAAAUUGACAUGUAUGACUUUCCUUGGCGUGAUUGCAGUCAGGAACAAAACAGUAGCCCAUACCUUUGUUCCAUCGUUCGACCAUGCAAAUAGUCGUCUCUUUUGAGAAACGUGACGCCAUACUUCUCCUCUCUAUAAAGGAGGGGCCAAGGGUUAAAGGAAACACGCUUUUGUUUCUUAUCGCAAAGUAACAAAGCCAUCAUCAAAAGAGUGGGAGGGGAGAGAGGGGGGGCAAAAGAAGUACAAAGAGAACUGAACGUGAGAUUUUUUGAGCUCUAUUUCCCGACCCUUCUCUCCAAACUAGAUAUUUUACGUUAAUACUCUCCCACUAUGUAAUUUAUUACGUGUUCAUGGAAAGAUGGCAUCGGCAAUUCAAAACUAAAGAAAACAUGCAUAUUUCAAGAGAAUUUAUGAGAGGGGGUAGAGGUAGAGUGUGAAUAGGUCAACACCCACCCUGAAAGUAGCGUUUUUUUAAAAAAAAGUGAACAUAAUACGGAUGCGCUACUAAAUGAACCGGGCGAAUUAUCAUACAAAUAAAUCCUUGUCUUUAUUGACAAAAGUGGCUAAAUGAAAGUUGAAGUAGACUUAUACUUUUUUAACUGAAAUUUGGUGUCCUUCUGCUUAAUCGGAGGUAGAGGAUUAAAAGAAACGCUUAGACAUAUAUUUUGAAUAAAGUGUAUAAGCCCUUGACAUUUAAUGGUUAUGUUAAGACGGUUAUCUGUAGAUUGACCUGGUCUAUUGCUGUAUUUAUUAUAUAUAACUAAGUUAAAUUCAGGCAUGUAGAGUAACAAGCCAAGAUAGAAAUCGAGGUAGAUUGAAAAUCCCUGUUUGUAUUGUGAGUUUACAAUC
Molecule: messenger RNA, 2937 nt
Organism: Porites evermanni
Lineage: Eukaryota; Metazoa; Cnidaria; Anthozoa; Scleractinia; Poritidae
Source: the annotation of a GenBank genome assembly